AUGGACAUUGACGUCCAAUGCACAAUUUGCGGCUCUUCCGAGGCGAGCCGAUGCGCCCGCUGCCGUUCCGCCGCCUACUGCUCUCUUGAAUGUCAGCAAACGGAUUGGCGUACCCAUCGCCUUCUCUGCACCAAAUUCUCAGAGCAGGCCCAAGACAACUAUACCAGUCGGCCUUCUCCGACACACUAUCUUGCCAUUUUCUUCCCUAUGGACAAGAAGAGGCCUUCCAUUGUAUGGAUAGACACCAAGAAGGACAAGUACGAGGUUGAGCCUUACUUCCACCCAGUCCUCGACCAGCUCCUGCAUAUCCCCGGGAACGACGGAUAUAUCGGACGCGGCUUGCGCCAGGUGCAAGGCAAUGUUCUCCGUGGAAGAUCCAGCUGGCAGAACACGCUCAACCUCUGGUUCCUGGAUCCAGAUGUGACACCCCGCAACAUAACAAUGAACCAGGCAAUCCAUGGUACAAUCCCAACUCUGAUUGGCGAUACUUGGGGCGAAUUUAUCUGGAAGGGCCCGGUCGUUGCAGUUAUGAGGAAGGGGACCGGCUAUGAACCACGCCACUCAACUGAUAUAACCCUCACUGCUUACCGCGAUGCCAUAGACUACCUGGGCUAUUAUAGGGACACAAUCGGUAGCAUGAUCGAACCUGGCCAAGACGACCAUUUCUCCAAGCGCGUGCUAGCCGACAGGAUCUCUAAGGUUGUUGGUGUCCGUAUCAACUGCCUCCGCGAUCAGAUCAGUCGACAGGAGCCACAGCUGGUGGAAGUGGCCGUGCCCAAGACGCACCCUCUUUUUAACCUAGAGGGUGAUGACCCGUGCGAUAUUCCCGCGCUUUUCGGCGUAGACCUCGUUGCAAAGUCUUACAGCAACAAUCAAUCCAACAACGAUGAGACGCCUCCAGCUGAUGAUCUGCAGAAUCCUCUGGCUCAGCUUUUGUUGAUGACAACUUCUGUCAAGGGUGGAGAAUGGGUUCACUCGCCUGAUUACCGACGUCACCUUCACCAGGGAAGCAUUCUUUUCGUCUGUCGUUCAAAACGGGACAUUAAAACGGACGAUAUUCAUAGGUUUUGUAACCUCAUUGAGGAAAUCGCUGUGCCUUUUAUCUUGAAGGAAGAUGCAUCCAGUCCCGGCGCAAAAAAGAGAUUGCUGAGUCGGCUUGAAGAAGAAGGAACUCGUCGUGGCAUGAAAUACUGUGGGGAAAUAUACUGA
Fusarium oxysporum Fo47 is the source of this 1209-nucleotide messenger RNA. Its product is annotated as zinc finger MYND domain-containing protein. Bases 1 to 1209 code for a protein of 402 amino acids. The record is from RefSeq and is a predicted model, not a curated record. NCBI's taxonomy places the organism in Eukaryota, Fungi, Ascomycota, Sordariomycetes, Hypocreales, Nectriaceae. The transcript has a single exon.